Jaculus jaculus (lesser Egyptian jerboa) is the source of this 685-nucleotide messenger RNA. Its product is annotated as synaptosomal-associated protein 23-like. Gene Ontology annotation, biological process: exocytosis; synaptic vesicle fusion to presynaptic active zone membrane; synaptic vesicle priming. NCBI's taxonomy places the organism in Eukaryota, Metazoa, Chordata, Mammalia, Rodentia, Dipodidae. The record is from RefSeq and is a predicted model, not a curated record. Gene Ontology annotation, cellular component: plasma membrane; synaptobrevin 2-SNAP-25-syntaxin-1a-complexin I complex. Gene Ontology annotation, molecular function: syntaxin-1 binding; SNAP receptor activity. Bases 26 to 685 code for a protein of 219 amino acids. The transcript has 2 exons.
GUGCCUGGUAGAGUUUUGAUUCAUCAUGGAUAAUCUGUCACCAGAAGAAAUUCAGCUGAGGGCUCACCAAAUUACUGAUGAGUCUCUGGAAAGUAUGAGGAGAAUCCUGGGUUUAGCCAUUGAGUCUCAGGAUGCAGGAAUCAAGACCAUCACUCUACUGGGAACAAUUAAACCGCAAAGAAGAAGGCAUGGCCAAAUAAAUAAGGACAUGAGAGAGGCCGAGAAGACUUUGACAGAACUCAACAAGUGCUGUGGACUCUGCGUAUGCCCUUGUAAUCGAACAAAGAACUUUGAGUCUGGAAAGGCCUAUAAGGCAACGUGGGGAGAUGGUGGAGGCAAUUCACCUAACAGUGUUGUUUCGAAGCAAACAGGCCGAGUCACCAAUGGUCAACCUCAGCAGACCUCCACAGGAGCAGCUAGCGGUGGAUACAUUAAACACAUAACUAAUGAUGCUAAAGAAGAUGAGAUGGAAGAAAACCUGACUCAAGUGGGCAGUAUCCUUGGAAAUCUAAAGAACAUGGCUCUGAAUAUGGGCAAUGAAAUUGAUGCUCAAAAUCAACAAGUACAGCGGAUCACAGAAAAGGCCGACACCAACAAAGAUCGUAUCGACACUGCCAAUACAAGAGCAAAGAAACUCAUUGACAGCGAAAGCUGCUGCUCAUCUUCAUCCUCUUCACUUCAGUAG